ACCCCAGACAAUUAUGGAGUCACUCCGUUGCUAGCUGCAAUCUAUGAAAACCAUAUUGAUUGCGCACGAGUUCUUUUGGAAAAGAUCAUGUCGAGAAACGGCACAACAGAGUUUUGUCUGUUACUGUCAUCAUGUAUAUCUACUCCAGAAAUCGCCAGCUUGGUAGCCGGAUGUUUUUCACGUGGCCAUCCACCGAACGCUCCUAUACAACCCAGCAAAACCAAUCCAUAUUUAUCUGUUAGAACUUGUUGUCAAACCAUCUCCGAUGGAAUUUAUCAUUUCAAGCACUCGGAGCACUUUCUGUUGAUCACCUUGUCUCGACAACUCAUAUUAGAAUGUGCCAUAUCCAUCGUACCGAAACUGAAAAACGACAUAAGUGUCUUGGAGCGAUCAGUUGACGAGCUUUCCGUGGGGCAGAUCUCAUGGCUAGCUGAACUUGCAUUAAAGUCCUACGUACUUGACAAGGACAUGUUGGUGAAACUCCUUCACGCAACCCAAUUCCGCGCCCCGCACCUCACCUUAUUUCCGGCGCAACAUCACUUCAAACCCACGCUCUUCCUUUUGGAACAAAUGGGCGUUGUUUCUGAAUUAGUCCUGUGUCAUGAUAAAGAGCAACUCCGUUCCAUAUGGUCCAACCAUUUUCAGAGCACUCGCUUGUUUCCUGACGCUCUGGCACUUCGUGGGUAUUUCGGUGAUUCGAUUGGCUUUUACUUCAAUUGGAUGCAAACCUAUUGCCUGUUUCUUUUGGGACCGACGGUUGUUGCCCUAUUAUGUCACCUUAUCUCCCUUAUGAUAAAUUUUAUCAAUACUCACCUGCACUCCUCACCCGAGGAACCGGUACCUUCAGCACCCGAACUUGUGAUUCGCCUGAUGUUCACUCUGUUAAUGAUUAUCUGGGCAUUGAUUUGCACUAAGCUUUGGUCAAGACAGCAUGCCACCCUGGUUGAGUGUUGGUCCAGUAAUCCCUUGCUUAAAGAUACGACAAACGAUUUGGCGUGGUUGUUUCGCUUGCUUGAUCAGCGACCAGGAUAUCAUGGGCUCUGGCGUGAAAGUUGUGUAACUGGACAAAUGGAAGUACACUUUCCCGCAUGGAGACGUCGAUUACGUUAUUUGAUCUCCUCCUUAGUCAUCGUAUGUUGUCUUCUGGCUGCUGGGUUUGUACACGUAGUACUGCUUAAUCUCGAGGGCUAUGUCACAGAAGAAAAGGCCCCCGCCAUUUUCUUCCGCUUCAUUUCGCGCCACACAUUUCAUGGGGCCUUGUUUGAUCCGAACGGUCCGGGGUUUUAUCCCUAUAUACCAGGUGUACUUCACUCGCUGCUCGUCUUUGUUAUGAAUCAGCUUGUCUUCCACUCAAUCGCCAAAUACCUAACUGAUUAUGAAAAUCACCAGAGUUGGGAAGAAUACGACCGGGCGCUAAUCAUCAAACGGUUCUUGUUCGAAAUGCUUGAUGCCUACGGAUGUUUGGCCUACCUUGGUUUUGUUCUGUCUGACAGUGAAGCACUCAGGUCUCUUCUACUCACAAUGCUUCUGACGGACAGCCUGCGUCGUUUUGUCAUCGAAUCUCUAAUACCACUGAUAAUAUAUCAGUUCCGUAUGUGGCAUGAAAAACGUUUGGCAGCGAAAGAAAAACGUGCGGCAGAUUGUGACACGCUCCCCAUCCCCGCUAUUGAUUGGUCAAAUUAUAAACGUGAAUUAUGCGCGGAAUCCUACGAACCAUUUGAUGACUAUCUCGAAAUGGUUCUCCAGCAUGGAUAUUUAGUUCUUUUCGCCUAUGUCUGCCCUUUGCUUGGUGCUCCGAUCGCCCUUGUUUCCACUUUUUUCGAGGCACAUUCCGAUGCGUUUAAAAUGUUACGGGUUACCAGACGUCCGCGGCCUCGUUUAUUGAUUCGUGGCAGUUUCACUUGGCUCGUACUUCUGGGAGCGCAAGCUUGGUUGUCGAUCCUGACAAAUGUUGGACUGUUUGUAUCGUUUUUACACACUCAUUUGACCGAAUCCGAUACUGAUUUCAGCUUGUUAUUCUUGAUUUUGGAGCAUGGGCUGUUUGUCGUUGCUAUAUGCAUUCACCUUUUCGUCCAAGACGUUCCUUCUGUUGUUCGGGAUGCUCGACAUUCCCGUGAGUUCCGAAGAGUGAACGUGUUCUCAACGGUAUCGAAUACCACUUGAAUCUUUACCUGUGAGUAAAUUUACCAUCGCUACCCGUUCCUUUUAAUAUCACUUCUUAUUUCAACUCCCACCUCUUUGUUUUUACCACAGUUUUCUUUAGAUACUAAUUCUUACUUUACUGAGUUGAUUUGAGUUACACAACUAGUCUUUCUCAGAAAGCUCGGUCGCCCUUAUUUUCCCAUGUUGUGAUUUUUACUAUAGAGGUUGUCAGUCAGCCGUGAGAUUUUUGCAGGCGAUUGCUGUACAUUUUUAAUGACUUUAUCGUCUGAACUACCUUCGAGCGCCAACUUGGGAUUUCUCAUUAUUCUUCGUCAUCAAUCUGUUUACCAUAUUCCUAACUUUACCCACCACACACCUAGGUUUAGUGCAUCACUUGUUGAAAUCCUGCACCACCCUUGUAGUAAAGGAUGGGGAUCACUAAAUAAAAAACUAAUUUCUACCAGCUUUGACGCCUCGUGAAUCAUAGCUUUUAUUAGUAAAUGAGAAAUCG
Molecule: messenger RNA, 2653 nt
Organism: Opisthorchis viverrini
Lineage: Eukaryota; Metazoa; Platyhelminthes; Trematoda; Opisthorchiida; Opisthorchiidae
Exons: 5
Coding region: 88-2163 (691 amino acids)
Biological process (GO): chloride transmembrane transport
Molecular function (GO): chloride channel activity
Source: RefSeq, a predicted model, not a curated record